Molecule: messenger RNA, 3874 nt
Organism: Lepisosteus oculatus (spotted gar)
Lineage: Eukaryota; Metazoa; Chordata; Actinopteri; Semionotiformes; Lepisosteidae
Gene: cybb
Product: cytochrome b-245, beta polypeptide (chronic granulomatous disease)
Biological process (GO): superoxide anion generation; defense response
Cellular component (GO): NADPH oxidase complex; plasma membrane
Molecular function (GO): superoxide-generating NAD(P)H oxidase activity
Source: RefSeq, a predicted model, not a curated record
UCCUUCUUUGGACUAUUAUAUCUCCAGCUGCAACUCUUACGGGUCUCAUUUUCUUUUCUUUUCAAAAUGGGUAACUGGGUUGUGAACGAGGGGCUUUCCAUCUUUGUCAUUCUGGUAUGGCUUGGGAUCAAUGCUUAUCUCUUUGUGCAUUUCUAUAUUGUUUACCUCAGUGACAGAUUUUUCUACACUAGAGUUCUUCUCGGGCAUGCCUUGUCCUGGGCCAGAGCCCCAGCUGCCUGCCUUAAUUUUAACUGCAUGCUCAUUCUCCUGCCAGUCUGCCGAAAUUUACUUUCCUUUCUCCGAGGAUCCUGCCAGUGCUUUAGUCGUAAUGUCACAAGGCAACUGGACGGUAAUAUCACCUUUCACAAACUGGUUGCCUACAUGAUUGCAUUUCACACUGCUGUCCAUAUAAUAGCUCAUUUAUUCAACUUCGAGUGGUUCAUGGAUGCCCAGUUAGACAACACCACAAGUCUUCCUUAUGUGUUGUCACAAAUUGGAAAUGGAGACAACAGGUCCUAUCUGAAUCCGAUCCGAACCAACCAAACAAACCCAACAGAAGUGGCAUUCACAUACUUAGCUGGUCUCUCAGGUGUGGCCAGUACCUUGGCUCUGAUUUUGAUGAUUACUUCAUCCAUGGAAGUCAUCCGGAGGUCUUACUUUGAAGUCUUCUGGUAUACUCAUCACCUUUUUGUCGUCUUUUACAUUGGGAUAGUGAUACAUGGAAUUGGACGAAUUGUGCGUGGCCAGACUGCAGAAAGUAUCAAAGUUCAUGAUCCUAAACAGUGUAUCAGCCAGUAUCAAACAUGGGGAAAGAACAAUACAGAGUGUCCUGUGCCAGACUUUGCAGGAAAUCCUCCAAUGACUUGGAUGUGGGUGGUCGGACCUAUGUUUUUAUACCUGUGUGAAAGACUAGUGCGAUUCUGGAGAUCACAACAGAAAGUUGUUGUUACAAAGGUGGUUACACACCCUUCCAAAACAAUAGAGCUACAGUUGAAGAAGAAGGGUUUCAAGAUGGAAGUUGGUCAGUAUGUGUUCAUGAAGUGCCCAUCCAUCUCCCAACUGGAGUGGCAUCCGUUUACACUGACAUCUGCUCCAGAAGAAGAUCACUUCAGUGUCCACAUCCGAAUCGUGGGUGACUGGACACAGAAAUUAUUUGAGGCUUGUGGUUGUGACAAGAAAGAGUUUCAGGAAGCCUGGAAGCUGCCAAAGAUCGCUAUUGAUGGGCCUUUUGGUACAGCCAGUGAGGAUGUCUUCCGCUAUGAAGUGGUCAUGCUGGUAGGGGCCGGCAUUGGUGUAACACCCUUUGCCUCCAUCCUCAAGUCGGUUUGGUACAGAUAUUCCCACAACAACACCAACUUAGUGACUAAAAAGAUCUAUUUCUACUGGCUCUGCAGAGAGACCCAGGCCUUCGAGUGGUUUGCUGAUCUGCUGCAGUCCCUGGAGAGUCAGAUGCUGGAGAGAGGAAAUGCUGACUUUCUCAGCUACAACAUCUACCUGACUAGUUGGAAUGAGGCUGAGGCAACCCAUUUUACUGUUCAUCAUGAAGAGGAGAAUGAUCCUAUAACAGGACUGAAGCAAAAAACUCUUUAUGGGAGACCGAAUUGGGACAAUGAAUUUAAGACCAUCGCAAGCAAUCACCCAGGUACUAGAGUCGGAUUGUUUCUGUGUGGUCCGGAGAGUCUCGCCAAAUCUCUGGGAAAGAACUGCAACACCCACUCUGAUGCAGACCCACGAGGAGUUCACUUCAUAUUCAACAAGGAGAACUUCUAGACCCCACCUGAACCAGGAGGAAGUACUCCAGCUGCCUCUGCAGGCGAAAUCUGACAGCAGUGUUUGUUGUCAACUGCUGCAUGGUAACGCUGAAUACUGUAUUAAAAGGAGUUUGAGAUAUGCUAAUCUUUAGUUAAACUGGGCAUACAAAGACUGAAUACUUAUACAGCAUACAAAUCCAAUUUAUUCUGCAGUGAUAGAAACAACAAGUUACUUCUUUCUCAGUAUUAGUGUUUGCAUCUCAUGACAUAAAUCAAAGUAAGAUGUUAACUAAGAGCUAAAAGAAAGACAUUUCAUGGUUAAAAACAAAAUUCACAAUAAACCCUGAAUAAACACAUUCAUUGUCAUGAAGAUACUAAGUACCUAAUAGAGCAAAAUACGUGAAUUUUGGUUCUAAAUACAUAUACUUAUACAUAAUUCUGUCAUUAUCAAAUUUCAUUCAUUGUUUAUGUGACAUAACAUUAAAGAUAGAUGCUGGUUUAAAUAUACUGGAUUUAUAGGGGUUUUGCACUGGGAUAUAAAAUGAACUCCAUUCAAAGAACUAACAGAGCAUUCAUUACCUAUAUGUAAAGAGUCAGCCUGUAUCAGGAAAAUAAAAAAUCUGUCUAAAACAUCAAGCAUUCUGAUAAGUACACUGAUACAGUAGGGUGUUUAGGAUAAGUUGUUUGUAUUCCAGAGGUUGAAUUUAUUUUUGGCUAACUCCCCUUUUAAAGCAUUUUAAUCAUCUAUCAUCUAAAUAUGCUAUAAGAUAAAGGAUAAAGCUUAUUUUUGUUUCCGAUAUCAGUAUUAUGUUUUCUUUCAUUUGUAAUUAACACUGCAUCUGUCCAUCCCGCAGAUAAUUAUUGAUGUGAUGGUGCUUCUGCUGCAUUAGAUAUAAAGCUGCUUUUAUUUUGGUCUAAAGAAAGCUUGUCAUACUGCCCGUGACACAGCUGAAUUCUGCUAAUGAUUGCCAUUCUUGCUCACCUCUCUAUCUACUUCCACCCGACAUACUGUAUUUCAAAUUCGGCACCUUAAGAUCAAAGCACAGAUCAAAGGUUUAUGACCUGCUAAUUAAAACUAAUGUGCAUGAUGAAAGAUUUCAUAAAAACAUUUUUCUUUGAUCCAAGAGAGAAAAAAAAAUUGGGUUAAUUACACCAGGAAGAUAUUAUCUUAAAUCUUACAUCCAAACAUGUAUACAUUAGUAUCCUGAUAUUGUUCUGCACUGUUUAUUAUAGAAUUCAUUAUUCAUUCAAAACUCAUAAGAACAUAAGAAGGCAUUUCUUGAAAGAAGCCAGGGAAUCAGCUUCAAUGACAUUACUUGGUAGCUGUGUCAUAUUGGCACACUUCUUCGUAUAAAAGGUGCCACCUACUGUACAGUGUUCUGAGUUUGGAAAGAAACUUCCCACAGUUGCCAAUAGUAUCCACUUGUUUGUCUUUCAUUGACAAUUCUUCUGCUUACUCCAAAUCAGUCCUUUGGGUUGAAUUUGUUAUUACACUUAAGGAUUUAGAAUAUUUAAAUCAGGCUCCCUUUAUUCUUCUCUGUUUAAGAAUAAGUAGGCUAUGUUCUUUUAGCCUAACGCCGUAGGAUAUUUCUUGAAGAUGGGGAAUGUAUUUGGUUGCUUUUCUCCAGAGUAAUACAAUACCAGCAAAAACUUCCGUGUUUGCUCCAGCCUGAUCUAGAUUGUGGUAUACUAAUCAUACUUGAAUCUAGACCAUUGUUAGAUAUUAAAAGUCGUUGUCCAGAUCCUUGUAGUACGCUACUAAUUACCGCAACUCACUUGGAACUUUUAGUUUCUUUGCUCUCCGUUUUCUGUCAUUUUUAUAGUUCUCAAUCCAAUUUCCUGCCUGCAGUCUAAGAAAUAAUUAUAUUAUAAGGAACCUUGUUUAAAAGCCUUAAAGCAUUGUAACUACUGUACAUCAUAUUGCAUUCUUUGUGUGUGUCCAUUAUUGCUGUUGCUGUUCAAAGAACUCUUUCAGGAGUACAUCCUCAAGCCGUGGAAAUUUAUCUUAGGUACUUAUUAUACUGGUAACACUUCCUGCCUCUCAGCUCAAAUACGCACGCAAAGGCCUUUCAUUUUGUGCAUAGAUUUUCCUUAAAGUGUUUUAAUAAAAUACUUCAACUGAU